Molecule: messenger RNA, 1584 nt
Organism: Neomonachus schauinslandi (Hawaiian monk seal)
Lineage: Eukaryota; Metazoa; Chordata; Mammalia; Carnivora; Phocidae
Product: zinc finger protein 558
Exons: 6
Coding region: 52-1272 (406 amino acids)
Biological process (GO): negative regulation of transcription by RNA polymerase II
Molecular function (GO): DNA-binding transcription repressor activity, RNA polymerase II-specific
Source: RefSeq, a predicted model, not a curated record
CGUGCACUGUGGGGACAAGAGGAGGAGUGUCCGGGUGCUCUGAGUCACAGGAUGGCGGCCAUGGUUCUGUCCCCCACUUGCGCUCAGUCUUCCCUGUACUCAGCCUCUUCUCAAAAAGGAUGCACAGAGGAGGAAGGGUUGGUUCAUGGCUUCCUGACAAGCUGGUUACCGGACUUGGUGACCUUCGAGGAUGUGGCCGUGGAGUUCACGCAGGAGGAGUGGGCACUGCUGGACCCUUCUCAAAGAACACUGUACAGAGACGUGAUGCGGGAGAACUGCAGGAACCUGGCAUCGCUGGGGUAUCAUAUUGGUAAACCCAGUCUGAUCUCCCAUUUGGAGCAAGAAGACAAAGUGAUGACAGAGGAGCGAGGAAUUCUUCCAGGCACCUGUCCAGAUUUGGAGACUGUACUUAAAGCCAAAUGGUUAACUCCUAAGAAGCAUGAUUUUAGAAAAGAACAUUCCAAUGGUAUUAAAGCGGUAAGACUACAGGAAAGAAAUCAUCUUGGAGUGAAACUCAACGAAUGUAAUCAGUGCUUCAAAGUCUUCAGCACAAAAUCUAACCUCACUCAGCACAAGAGAAUUCAUACUGGAGAAAAACCCUAUGACUGUAAUCAGUGUGGCAAAUCCUUUAGCAGUAGAUCUUACCUUACUAUUCAUAAGAGAAUACAUAAUGGGGAGAAACCCUAUGAAUGCAAUGACUGUGGGAAAGCCUUCAAUGAUCCCUCAUCCCUUAGACUGCACGUGAGAAUUCACACUGGAGAAAAACCCUAUGAAUGUAAUCAGUGUUUUCAUGUUUUUCGCACUAGUUGUAACCUCAAAAGCCACAAGAGAAUUCAUACGAGAGAGAAUCACCAUGAAUGUAAUCAGUGUGGCAAGGCCUUCAGCACGAGGUCCUCCCUUACUGGGCACAAUAGUAUUCAUACAGGGGAGAAACCUUAUGAGUGCCAUGAUUGUGGGAAAGCCUUUAGGAAGAGCUCAUAUCUGACACAGCACAUGAGAACUCAUACUGGAGAAAAACCCUACGAGUGUAAUCAGUGUGGAAAAUCCUUCAGCAGUAGCUUUUCUCUUACUGUGCACAAGAGAAUUCAUACUGGAGAGAAACCCUAUGAAUGCAGUAACUGUGGGAAAGCAUUUAAUAAUCUCUCAGCUGUUAAGAAACAUGUGAGAACUCACACUGGAGAAAAACCCUACGAAUGUAAUCAUUGUGGAAAAUCUUUCACCACUAACUCUUACCUUUCUGUGCACAAGAGAAUUCAUAAUAGGUGGAUAUGAAUACAAUAACUGGGAAAGCAGUCAUUGAUUUCUUAAUUCUCAGACAACUGAUGGUAACUCACUGGAUGUAUGAGUUAUCUGUUGCUCCAUAACAAAUUUCCCUCCAAACCAUAGUGGCUUCAGACAACAUACAAUUAAUUAUCUCACAGUUUCUGUAGGUCAGGAAUUUGGAAGCGGCUUAGCUGUGUAGUUCUGGCUCAGGAUCUGUCAUGAAGUGAGGUCAAGAAGUCAGUUGGAGCAACACUCAUCUGAGGCUUUACUGCUGAAGAAUCUACUUCCAAAGUGGAUCACUCACAUGUCUGGCAGGUUAAU